This is a messenger RNA of Alnus glutinosa, 1305 nucleotides long. RefSeq lists its product as uncharacterized. The transcript has a single exon. The coding region runs from base 1 to 1305 and encodes 434 amino acids. The record is from RefSeq and is a predicted model, not a curated record. Lineage: Eukaryota; Viridiplantae; Streptophyta; Magnoliopsida; Fagales; Betulaceae.
AUGGCUACUGGUUUUGCACCUACAACUGUUUCUCACAUUCCACCUCCACAGGAAGUUUGCUCAUUUUGCUCUAAUCCAUCGCAUCAGGCGAAAGAUUGCUCUGUCAUAGGACAAUUCUCUGAAGUUCCUCAUGAGCAAGUAAAUGCAACCAUCUCCAGACCGGUUAAUGAUCCAUAUUGUCAUUCGUAUAACCCGGGAUGGAGAAAUCAUCCGAAUUUCUCUUGGCGAGCUCCAGGGAAUCAGGGACCAACUAUAGGAGUGCAUAAUCAGGCACACCCUUUGCCUUCUAAUCAAUCCUAUAAUCCCAAUUAUCUGCCCCAUCAGUAUCAGUACCAGUCAGCUGUUCCUCCAAGAAAUUCUGCUUUUGAGGAUAAGGUUUUAACUGCACUUGGUAACUUGGAAGCAAAUACUCAAUUGCUGAAUUCUCAUUCCCAAUCGAUUGCCAAGUUAGAAGGUCAAGUUGGACAGCUGGCAAAUGCGUUUAAUCAGAGAAAAGAAGGGAAACUUCCCUCCCAACCAAUAGCCAACCCUAAGGGACAAUACAUGGUCGAUGGGAGUGCUUCCGGCAGCACCACCCAUGAGCAAGUCCAAGCGGUUACAACCUUAAGGAGUGGAAGGACAGUCGAUAAUCAGGUUAGGCAGAAAGACACUAAAGAAGGUGAAUCCCGAUCAAAUCCAAAGAUACUCCUUGAGAAUCCAAAAGAUAAGUUCAAAACCACUCCAGAGAUACCUUAUGAGCCUAGAGCUCCAUUCCCUGAACGUCUCAAGGAGCCUCCUAGUGCUGUGAAGCAAGGAGAAAGAUAUCAAGAAAUGAUGGAUGUUUUUAAAAAGGUACAAGUUAAUAUACCAUUUCUUGAUGCUAUCCGACAGAUCCCAUAUUAUGCUAAGUUUCUAAAAGAUUUGUGUACUCAAAAGCGUAAGAUGAGGAAGCGUAGUCCAGAAAAAAUUAUUUUGACCGAGCAAAUAAGUUCUUUGAUACAACAUGUUGUAGCCCCUAAAGUUAAGGAUCUGGGUGCUCCCACUAUUUCUUGUAUUAUUGGAGGCCAUACCAUUGACAAGGCACUCCUUGAUUUAGGUGCAGGUGUUAAUUUGUUACCUUACUCGGUCUAUGAGCAAUUAGGACUCGGAGAGUUGAAGCCCACGACGGUUAUCUUGCAACUUGCAGACAGAUCUGUAAAGAAACCUCGUGGUAUAAUUGAAGAUGUAAUCAUUAGAGUGGACAGGUUCUACUUCCCAGUAGAUUUCAUUGUUCUUGAUACAGAACCUGUCCCAGACCUCGCAAGGUUUAUCCCAGUCAUCCUCUGA